CUACCACAGUCAACUUUUACUGUGUCAACCAGAGAGAAGAUCUCCCACAGUGCAGCAGGCCAUAAAUAAGCUAAUAUUAGCAAGCUGCUCACAAUCCUUUCUAUUGGUUCAAGUUACUCGUCCAUCAGGCACAAAGUAUGUAGGACUCAAGCUGUCAAGGAAAAAAAAACCAGCAGUGUCUUUGACUUGUACAAUAAUGUGCCCGUUGAAGAAUCUGGUUGGCAUUCUCUUUGGUGUGUCACUUUGUCUUCUACGUGCCUUGUCUUCUGGGAGGUUCAUUAGGGCACCUCUAAAUAAAGAUCUAAUGGACGGAGACAUCAGAAAAGAGGUGGAAAAGGCACUGGAGCAGAUGGACAAGCCCACCUUCCAAGGAUGGCACCCAGACGAGGUCAAACAGGCAGUCCCCAGACUCCACGUUGGUUUGGUUGAAAUGUGGCUUCACUUGAGGAACCUUAAACGAGAGCAAAGUGAGAUGUUUAGGAGAACAAAGAGGAUCAUUAGCAGAACUGCUGCUUCUCUCCAAGAAGUGGGACAGAGGGUGUCGGAACUCCACGACCGCUUGCCACCACGGAUAGAGGCCAUUGAGCAGCAAGUAGUCAGGAUUCAGGGGAAGGAGGAGAGCGCAGAGAGAAGCGACCAGCAAGAUUCCGUCAAUGGAACCCAGUUGUGCAAGACUGCAAAUCAUAUGCCUUUCCAUUUAAACCAGGACAACACCACAUGCCCAGAUGGCCAGAGACCAGUCGGGAACACGGUGUGUAAAAUCCAAUGUGCCGGAAGUAAACGGGACAAAAUCGGCCUUCACAAACUCUCCCACAAAGUGGCCACACUGACUGAGUUACUGAACGGCCACAAUGAGCUCUUGGUGGAACUGUAUGAAAGACUGACUGCACUGGAAAUGCUGCAAAUCUCACAAAGAGGGGCAACGCCACCUGCAUAAUAAUACAAUUCUGCAUGAAGAUUUUAGACAACUGUCCAAUAUACACGAUGAUGAUAAAUGCUCAGUUGUUUCAGUUACGUGUAAGAAAGUGUACAGCUAAUAAAGGCAGUAUCUGUUUGUACUCCU
Messenger RNA from Xenopus laevis (African clawed frog), 1063 nucleotides. RefSeq lists its product as uncharacterized. The record is from RefSeq and is a predicted model, not a curated record. The transcript has 3 exons. Lineage: Eukaryota; Metazoa; Chordata; Amphibia; Anura; Pipidae. Bases 197 to 937 code for a protein of 246 amino acids.